Messenger RNA from Pecten maximus, 854 nucleotides. Its product is annotated as S phase cyclin A-associated protein in the endoplasmic reticulum-like. Bases 68 to 763 code for a protein of 231 amino acids. The transcript has 4 exons. The record is from RefSeq and is a predicted model, not a curated record. Lineage: Eukaryota; Metazoa; Mollusca; Bivalvia; Pectinida; Pectinidae.
UCUUCACAGGCACAACUCCAGAUAUAUUUGACCAAAAAAUAAGGUCUUCUAUACACCAGUGUAUUUAAUGAUUUAUGUAUACUUAUCUUUAGUUUCUUUUUGUCUUUACAGAAACAACUCCAUAUUUGACCAGAAGAAAGUUGAGGAUCCUACCCAGCUUAUCAACACUUACGAAAUGACAGAGUUGGUCGGGAUCGUGUCCCUUCUCUACGGCAUGCUGUUACACUCGGGAGCCCCGAGUCGUAGUGAUUCCUCCCCACCAGAGUUCCCUCAACACACCAUGGCUGUAGCUCUCACAGGGCUUAGAAUGCUCAACAAUAUGGCUACUCUAGACCUUCGUAUGUUGCAGAAAACUCUCGGAGAUGAGGGCAUGUCCUUAGAGUUCCGUCACAUCGCCAGCUACCUCAUGUGGUACUGUAGUCACCACACAUCAGAAGAUAUACUCCACGAGGUCAUACAGUGUGUCGGUUACUUCACCGUUCUCUGUCCAGACAACCAGGUUGUGAUCCAGUCCGGCCAGCCUCCGACCAUCCUACAACAGAUGUGUUCACUACCAUUCCAGUAUUUCUCUGACCCACGCCUCACCAAUGUCCUGUUCCCGACCCUCAUCUCAUCCUGUUACAAUAACCAAUCAAAUCGUCAGAUCCUAGAGCAGGAACUCAGCUGCAUGCUUCUGUCCAACUUCAUUGAGGAAAAACAGCUUGAAGUCCAGCAGGCGAAACUGCAUCCGUCUAAGAAAGGUAAAAUUGUCAAAAGACAUUAGCAAAGAUUUUGAUGUAUUUCCUGUAGAAAUCUACAGGCAUUUCCUUAUCUGAAUAGUUUUUUUCUGCUGGCAGUAAGAUUAGUGCCAGCCG